Nasonia vitripennis (jewel wasp) is the source of this 6428-nucleotide messenger RNA. Its product is annotated as protein pangolin, isoforms A/H/I/S. Bases 152 to 2905 code for a protein of 917 amino acids. Gene Ontology annotation, cellular component: beta-catenin-TCF complex. The record is from RefSeq and is a predicted model, not a curated record. Gene Ontology annotation, molecular function: RNA polymerase II cis-regulatory region sequence-specific DNA binding; DNA-binding transcription factor activity, RNA polymerase II-specific. Gene Ontology annotation, biological process: regulation of transcription by RNA polymerase II; canonical Wnt signaling pathway. Lineage: Eukaryota; Metazoa; Arthropoda; Insecta; Hymenoptera; Pteromalidae. The transcript is spliced from 10 exons.
CUCUCCGCUGCUGCUGCUGCUGCUGCUGGCGCCGCUGGCCCAGCUGACUCCCGCGCUCGCCCGCGAAUCGGCCGACCCGCUUCCAGUUCCAUCGCGCGAGUGUGCCCGCGCGCGGUCUCGCAGAUGCCAGUGGCGCCGUCCAGCCGGAGGCAUGGCGCCGAGCUGGCAGCAGAGCCCCGCCGGUGGGCUCCUGCCCCCUGAGCCCUCGUCCCCAGCUGCGGCUCGGGGCUGCUGCGAGCUGGAGAGCGGCAGCGGUGGCGGUCGCAGCGAUGGUCGAUGCGCAGCCUCCUCGCGGCUGCGCAUGCGCCUCGGCGACGCCGCCGAAGAUAACGAGGACGGUCCCGAAGCCGCUGCUGCUGAUCGCCGAGGGAAGAAAGUGCACCGACGCUCCCGAGCUGCCGCUGCCCGGGAGGAGGACGCCGAGGCUCAGGACCUGAGCCGCGCGGAGGAGGCGCCCGGACAGCUCGCCGACGGCUACGACGAGGCGCGGGUCUACCUGGCGCACGUGCUCUGCCUGGACUGGCGCCGGCUGCCGGGCCGCCGGGCCGAGGGGCCGGGCGAGCGGGUCUGGCUGCUGGCCGCCGCGGACCGGCUGGGCCGGCACCGGACGCGGUUGCUGGUCGUGGGCCGGCACUGGCGGCCGCGCUGCCUCGAGCACGUGAACAUGCUCAGCCAGCCGGUGGUGUACGCGGGCGGCGGCCGGGGCGCGCUCAGCCCCGAGCUCUUCCUCUGGUGGUUCCGGCAUGAGUUCGCGCCCGCGGCCCUGGCCCUGCACCCGGAGGGCGCGCUCCUCGUGGCCCCGCGCUCCGAGCGCCUGCCCGCCGACGGCCUCGAGGAGGGCCGGGCGCGACUGCUGCUCGUGCCGGCGGACUCGCUGGACCCGCGGCCCGUGGCCGACGAGCUGCGCGCCAGGCUGGCGGCCGCGCUGCUCGGGGGCGCCCUGGUCGAGGCGCGCAUGCGGCCCGGGGAGCGCGGGGGCUCGCUGGACGACUACCUGGCCGGCGUGUCGCUGAAGGAGGCCUUCGCCGAGCUGCACCGCGCCUGGCUGGCCGUGCGGCCCGAGAGCUUCGGCCGCUGCUGGACGCGGCCCCGCGCGGAGGGGCGCGACGAGCGCGAGCCGGCCCUCGCGGCGGAGCUGCGCAGCCUGAGCCUCGAGGCCGCGGGGCUGCGCAUCGACGAUGAGGACGUGCGCCGCUGGUUGAGCGCGGAGGAGGCCGAGCGCGAGAUGAAGAGCGAGCCCGAGGAGCUGGCGCGGCAGGCCGAGGCCGAAGAGCCGGCGCCGCCGGAGGCCCGGGAGGUCGUGGGCCUGCUGUCGCGGGUGCUCCGCUGGAUGGAGACCGAGCCGCUGGAGCCGGGCUUCCUGCUGGCCGUCAGGGCGAUGCGCGCCACCGCCAUCCUCGUGGCGAGCAAGAUGGGACUGACGGGGACGCACCCGAGCGGGCUGCCGUUCUUCUGCUCGAACGGGGAGCACCUGACGCAGCCGCCACCCGCGCACAUGGGCAUACCGCCGUACGGAGCCCUGGACGCCGGCAAGGCUGCAGCGGCCGCCGGUGAGUACUGGCCCGCGGGCCACCACCACCACCACCACCACAACCACCAUCAUCCUAGUCACCCAACCUGGAAACAGCUUCUUAGUGCGGCGGCGUCCAGCUCAGGUCUCACGAGGGCGCCGAUGUACCCGUUCUCCACGGGCCAGUACCCCUACCCCAUGCUCAGUCCGGAAAUGACGCAAGUCGCCGCUUCCUGGCACACGCCGAGCAUGUACCCGAUCUCCCCGGCGAGCGCCGGAUUCCGAAGUCCCUACCCCACGAGUCUGCCCAUCAGCAGUUCGAGUUUGCCCAGUGAUCUCUACCGGUUUUCGCCGACGGGCCUGAUGCCGCCUCACCCCGGCUUGAGCCCGCACGCGCACGCGCUCGCCUCGCACGCCCUGGUCUCCUCCGCGCCCAAGGCGGACCACUCGAGCCUGGACCACAACCACAGGUCUACGAUAGAACAGAAAAACUCCUCGUCGUUACCUGCUGAUAACACAAAAAAUCAAGAUACGGGGCAACAAAACAAUCAAGACAAAAAGAAACCUCACAUAAAGAAGCCCUUGAAUGCGUUUAUGCUGUACAUGAAGGAGAUGAGGGCGAAGGUAGUGGCAGAAUGUACCUUAAAAGAGAGUGCUGCGAUAAACCAAAUUCUAGGGCGAAGGUGGCAUUCGCUAAGUCGAGAGGAGCAGCAGCGAUAUUAUGAGGCGGCCAGGCACGAACGCCAACUGCAUCAACAGCGAUAUCCCGGAUGGAGCGCCAGGGAUAACUACGGAUACGGCAGCAAGAAGAAGAAGAGGAAGAAAGAGCGAUCCGCGGAUCCCGCCGGAGGUAACAACAUGAAAAAGUGCCGAGCCAGGUUCGGACUGGAUCAGCAAAGCCAGUGGUGCAAGCCCUGCAGGCGUAAGAAGAAAUGUAUCAGGUACAUGGGGGAGGGAGGAGAGGGCGACGGCGACGGCGACGGCGACGGGGACGGUGACGACGACCACUCGGAAGACAACCUGGGCAGCGUGGGCGAGGCGGGCACGCCCGAGGACGACGAGUCGCUGAGCAGUCCCGGCGGCCUGUCGGGUUUAUCUAGUCUGGCCAGUCCCUCGCUGGUGCUGCCCUCGCCCUCGAGCCUGGCCAGCCCCUGUCCCCUGACGCCUCCUGUCCUCGUGGGGCCGAGCGGCCAUCAGCCGCAGCACCAGCCGCAGACUCAGCAGCAGCAGCAGCCGCCACCCCAGCAGCAGCAGCCAGCGACGCCGCACCGCAACCCCGUCGGGACGAACCCCCACGACAUCAACAAUCCGCUGAGCGUGAACCAGCUGACGGGCCAGUGCAUCAAGACCGAGCCGGGCCCACAGCCCUCCAACCCAGCGAUAAGCGUCACGUAGCCCCGGCUGCGGCUCGCAGCUCGCGGCGCCGGAGUUCGAAGCCCGCCUGCACCGUGGCGACGGCCCCUCAUCACCGCGACGCGACGACGCACAAAUACUCAGGACUCGCGCUGUCCUUCUUACGUUGUGAUGCAAAUGACUGACCAAGUCAUGUUCCUGUGCCAGGUACUAUAUUCUAUUAGGAGUCUACAUAGCGGACACCAGACGUUAGCUCAACGACCUUUAUUAUUAUUAAUAUUAAUUCUAAUUAAUAUUAUGACAAUUAUUACUUUUAUUAUUAUUUUUAUUAUUAUUAUUAUUCAUAUUAUCUACUCAUUUUAUUAUCAAAAGCGCCUCACGUGUCCAACGCCCUUGACCGGCCUCCCUUACCCUGUACAAUUGUCGUUUGUUAUUUUUUUAAAAGUCUAUGUGUAGCGCCGACAUCCCCCUUCCUCUCCUAUAUAAUAUACUCCCUCACUCAACGCGCGCAUGUCGAGUGAUCUGCCCUUACCUUAUAGCUUUCUUUUAAGUCUUCCAACGCGAAAGCAAAAACGACGAUAAGAAAAAUUCUCUAUUAUACGAUAUAAAUUCCGCGAAAUUUGAGAGAUUGAAAAUUUUAUCGCCAAUGUUUUCAGUGUAUUUUUUUUACGUUUUUAAAGAAUUUUAGCGUUAAGUGGGAAGCUCCGCGAGACGCGGCAUUCCCUGAUAUAUUGGUCUGAGUAUUUUUAUCCAGUGACUCGUUCUAUCGUUUUUUUUUAUUUAUAUAAUUUUUGUUCUUUUCCGUGUCAAGUUUAUAAGUUACUCGCUCGUACGCACAGAAAUCGACGAAAAGAUUCUUACAAGAAAACCAUGCUCCUUUUUCCCUGCCGUUUCUCUUUCGUUAAACAUUCCCGAUACUAACGAGGAAAAUAUCCGCUAGGGCGAGGUUUUGCGUUGUCAAGCGAAAAAUCGAGUACUGUACAACCGAACAAUAUUGCAGGCUGCUCGCAGAAGGAUGCUGCGCUUCUGAUUGCGAUUUAAACGUUAAACGUUAUUAUAACGGUAUAUCAUGGCGCUGAACGAUCAAACGUGAAAAGACUUUUUUUCAAUUAUUUUAUUCUUUUAACUACGUAGUUUUGUUGCGAAUGUGCAAUUUGUGAUGCGUUUAUAGAGUUUCUUUGUUCAAAGUGCUAAAUCAUCAAAUCAAUCAAACCUGCAAUUAUGAUAUUGGUAUUCUGAUCUAGAAUGGUUUAUAAAGAUUUUACUACUCCUGCGCGAGUAAUGAGGCCUGCAAGAGCGUCAUUGCCGAUAUGAGCUUUCGAUGCAAUUCGAUACGAAAAAAUUUCAGUUCUGUUUAUUGUUUACCAUUUCACCAACCAAAAACACGCAAUAGAAGGCAAAUGUACGAAGGUUCAUUAGAAUGCAGCUAUUGUAUAUAAUAAAUACGUUUAAGAUGCAUUUAUAUUGUGAAAAUGGGAAAGUGCAAUGGAGAACUGGCGACUAUGAGAAAUUCUGUAUAUGCUAAGGACGGGUCGAAAACGGGGAUAAUAAAUCUUGAGUGUGUAUAGUGUUGGGAAAGUAAUUUUCUUGACUGAAUAUAAUGUCUAUAUAGCGAAUAAAAAAAAAAACGUAAAAUGCUGUAACCCGUCACUGAAUAGUAAACUAAACGUGCCAUAAUGACAUCAUGCCAAUAAUACCAAUAAUUUUUUUACAUUGCCGUCUCUCUGUCUGCACUAUGUAUAAAACAUUUCAAAAAAAUCUUUUGUAAUGCUUGAACUGUUUUAAGGCGUUUAAGUCUUAGUUGUGUUUUACGAUUUAGUGAAUUUUCUAUCGUUUUAUAGUUUUUUAUUAUUUUCUAAUUUAAAAAGGAAAAUAUGCAUAACAAAGUGUUUUAUUUUUACCAAAUGAAGUAUACACAAGACUUUAUGCACACGUAGUGGAAGAAAAUUACUUCCAUGCAAAGAUUCACGAGUAAAUGGGAAAGUUUAUAUAACAAAAUUUUAAGAAAGGCCUUGAAAAGUCUCCUAUUUAUUAAUAUUAUAUUCGAUAUUUCCCUACCACAAUUUGCUCUCGCUCACUGUCAUUCUUUUUAGCUCUUUUGUGAAAUCGAAAGCUUAGUUUACUUAGUCUCUAUUCUUUAGCAAUAUCAGUGGCCAUCAGAAGUCUUGAUGAAAAAAAAAAACAUUUUUGGAUGUGAAAGGCCCCUGAAACUUAUUGAUAUUGCAUUUUUGCAUCUCAUUAUUAAACAUAAUUGAUUUCAUCUGCUGUAAUUGAAUAUUGUAAUCUGUAAAUUGUGAUUUACAGGGAAAACUUCGACGUUCACAGGGCUAUGAAAGUGUGAUACCCAAAGCAGUAUAUUAAAUAGAAGGAAAAAGAGGAAGGGCCUGUGGAGUCGGUAAUGUUUCUCCGAGUAAUCGAUUGACAAUCGUCACCUUUUAGUAUGAAGUAUGAGCACCAGGUCGAUUGCAUAUAGUCUUCCAUUUUUUUGUUUAUCACAUAAACCAAUUAAAAUGUGUACACAUGUGCCGCGAAAUCUUCAGGUCCUUGCUUUUUUCAUCAUGCAUUAUUGCGACAUCGAACAUUAGACUCGAGACUGAAGAAAACAAAUGCGUACAGAGUUAUAGUCUUUGUUAGGAGGUACACGAGCUUUGAGAAUGGGAAAUCUUUGUACGUAACUUCAAUAUACGUAAUUAAAAGUAACUGUAAACAAAAGAGUAAUUUUUUCGAGGCAUUGACAGUGUGUUGUUAAAAAUUCUCAUAAUCACGGUCCAUCUCCUUUGAGAUGAAAAAAAAAUUAAUACGAUAAGGGGAUGUGAGAUAAGAUCAGCACGUGAAAGAGAUGGAGAACGGCAAAUGGAAAAGCGGCAAGAGAAACAUAAUUACGAAAAAAAGUGUACCAAUAUAAUGUAUGUCUGUGUGUAUAAUAUGAACUUGCCGCUGUGAGCGGAGGGUAGCGAUUCCGAGCACGUGCCAACUGCGUGGUGGCCUAUUCGAUAUGCUCGGGGAGGAUGGAGGGUCUUUUAUUUGUUGUUUUCUCUACCGAUGCGAGAGUAAGAGAGAUUAGCGCGUUUUUAUAAUAAGAGAAAAGGAAAGAAAAAUCAGAAAAGAGGAGAGGCGACCAAGCGCUCGCCUUGCCUCUCGUGAAUUAUAUAGCUGUGUAAUUUGACCGAAUUGCGAAUUUAAGAAUUGCUGGAAAGAAAGAAAACUAAAUAAAUAAAUGGAUAAGAUAAAAAAAAGAGAAUUGAAAGCCUUGCAUAGCCAGUGGAAAAAGGCGAAGAUUAUGAGAAACAAAAAAACAAAAGCGCGCGCCCCGAAACGAACGACUGAUCGAAUGUGUUUGUCUCGCUUUUGGGCGCGCUUGUAUUAUAUGUAAAGUAUGCCCGACAAUUCGGCUGCGUUGUACAGUGUUUUCUAAGUAUCUAGUUCAUAGCAUGUAAUUGAGACAUUGUAUUUACGCUAAGUGAUCUGUAUCAAAUUCAUUCUCGUAUAGCUUGUACUCCUACUCAUGUAGAUGCUAAAAGUGAUUUGUGUCAUAAAACUAUAAAUAAAAUUAGCAAUUUGAGAA